GAACCCCCUUGUCCUUCCAAAGGGCAACGGCGAUUCCUGGCCUCCCUGCUGACACCCUGACUCCCUGCCUUGGGGCUUGAUGUGGAGGGAGAAUAGUGGGCAAUGUCUGCAGGUCUUACAACAGGACGCCUUGCUCCUUCAGUGGCUGGUGGCGGUGCAAACACCCACGCAGGGACCAGCACUCCAUGGAACUCCCAUCUGGCUGGUUCCUGAUACCCAGCAAGGCCACGUAUGUCGUUCCGCUCUUCUCUUCAUAGCUGAAGGAAAAUGAUGGAGGAGAGUGGAAUAGAAACAACGCCACCUGGCACGCCCCCACCAAGUACAGCAGGGGCUGCUGCUGCUAUACCUGUCUCAUUAGCUUUGUCCAGUCCCCUUGCUACACCAAGCAUGUCAUCUUCUCCAGCAUGCUCCUCACCCUUGCCAGCUGGAGUGUCUUCACUUCCUUCACCUAUGACUUCAACUUCUCUUCCUCUUGUGCCUUCUACAAUGGUUUCUACUAUUGCACCACCUCUAACUCCUGCCCCGCCUCCUGUUGCUCCUUUAUCUUUUAGUACCCCUAUGUCCCAGUUCUCUACACCUCCUCCAUUAAGCUCUAGUACUGGUCCUGGUCUUCCUCCACCUCCCACUGGUCCCCCGGUUUCAGGAUUUUCUGUGUCUGCAACCUAUGACAUUACAAGAGGUCAUGCUGGUCGAGCACCACAAAGCCCACUGAUGCCAUCAUUUUCUGCACCUCCAGUCACAGGUGUUUUGGCAGAUCCUAUUACUCAACAAGCAACUUUCUCAUCACCUUUGGCUCCUGGAACUGGUUCUGCAAUCACUUUUCCCGAGGAGCAUGAAGACCCCAGGGUGUCUACUGCCCCAAGUGGAACACCUGCUGGAGGACUAUGGGGUUUUAUAAAGGGUGUAGCUGAGAAUCCCAUGGUGAAGUCUGUUCUUGAUAAAACCAAACAUUCAGUGGAGACCAUGAUCACAACACUGGAUCCUGGAAUGGUUCCAUAUAUCAAAACAGGGGGAGAACUGGAUAUAGUGGUUACUUCUAACAAAGAGGUAAAAGUUGCAGCAAUUCGAGAUGCCUUUCAAGAAGUCUUUGGAAUGGCGGUUGUUACUGGAGAGGCUGCACAGUCUAACAUCGCACCCCAACCUGUGGGUUAUGCCGCAGGUUUAAAAGGAGCCCAAGAAAGGAUAGACAGCUUGCGUCGGACAGGAGUAAUACAUGAAAAACAGCCUGCUGUAUCAGUAGAAAACUUCAUUGAGGAAUUGCUUCCUGACAAGUGGUUUGACAUUGGAUGUCUGAUUAUUGAGGAUCCAAUUCAUGGAAUUCAUCUGGAAGCUUUUACCCAAGCAACACCAGUGCCUUUGCAAUACGUCCAGCAGGCUAAGAGUCUGACUCCUCAGGACUACAAUCUAAGAUGGUCAGGCCUGUUGGUGACCGUGGGUGAAGUGCUGGAGAAGAGUUUACUGAACGUCAACAGGACUGAUUGGCACGUGGUGUUCACUGGCAUGUCCCGUCGACAGAUGAUCUACAGUGCAGCUAAGGCUCUAGCAGGAAUGUACAAGCAGCACUUACCACCCAGGACCGUUUGAAAGAAGGCUGGUCCAUCACACUAAGGAAUGCUGGUUUUGAUUCUAGAAUUGAAGCAAAAGCUACAUGUUGUAAUUCUCAGUGGAUACAACACAGAUUUGUAAUCUAACUGUAAACUGUGGUUUACUUUUUAAGAAGUGAAGAUAAUAUCUGAUAGUGGAAAUCAGCAAUUGCAAUUUUUAAAUACUAUAUGAUUUCCAAUAUGAUUCACAAAAAAGGAUAUCAGAACAAACAUACAUUUUGGGGAUAUAUGGCACAAAUAGCAUUACAGUUUGUAAAGUGGAAUGUGCUAUUAUUUGACACUUUACCAGGCAUUUGCUGAGAUACUUUUGUUAGUAUGCAUUUUUAAAGAAGGAGUUUAUUGUGUAGCUAUUUCUAUUAUAUUAGUUAUAUAAACAUGUUGACAGUGUAACAUGUAUGUUAUAUAUACAUUUCAAUCCAGAGAGACUACCUUCUGUGUUAGAUGUUUUUUUGGGGCCUGUACUGAGGUGGCAUUAGACAACUCAUAGGUUUGGUGUCUGCAUAGAAGUUCUCAGAGGUGAUGCUGAGUAAUUUUUACCAUACAUAACAGUGAGCUGCUAAAGAAGAGCACAAAUCCAUGCCCCAUUAGUUGAAGUAAUUGCUAGAUAAUUUUGAAAUCUCAGUUUCCAUGCUGCAUAUUUUUUCUUUUUAUGUAACAGUAAUGAAAUUCAUGUCCCAUUAAAACACUAGACAAAUUUCAAGUUGCUUCAGUGGGUUUUAGAUCAAGGACCACAUAUGCAUGAAAUUGUCAGUAGUUUCAACAACAUAAUUUACUCAGUGCUUCCAAACGUCAUCUCUUAUAUGGAAUUAUGUAAUGUCUUCUACCAAGUCAUGGUUGCUAGCAAUUUUAUAUAGAAAAUUGUGAGAUACUUACCACUUGCUUUGCUAUUCUGGGUUUUAUAAACAUUUUUAUGUCUUAAUGCCUUCUUAAUGUCAUGAGCUCACUGUUUCUCGUAUAAGUCUUCAGUGGUGUCUGAUUUUUUUCCUGGCUAUAAAUGCCCUCUGUCCAUGCUCACACAAUCUUAAAUCUUUAUUUACAAAUAUGGAAGUAAUUGUGAAGGAAAUAUUUUGGUAAUAAUAGUUUUUUUAAGAAAUUGAAGAAUAAAUACUUUUUGUUUGCCUUAAAGAAGCAGUUUUUCAGCUUGUAUCACUCUGCCUUUACUUUUCCUAAAUGCUUUCAGAGAACCUUUUUGUAUACAAUCUACUGUUAAGCCAGCUCAUAUUGUACUCAGUGAAAGCCAGUCUAUUUCCAAAUAAUAUAUUUUGCCUUAAUUGGCUUACUCUGUACGUUAGUUGAAUAAAUGUUUUUUUUCCUA
Apus apus (common swift) is the source of this 2919-nucleotide messenger RNA. It is a transcript of the gene PRRC1, whose product is annotated as proline rich coiled-coil 1. Gene Ontology annotation, biological process: activation of protein kinase A activity. Gene Ontology annotation, molecular function: protein kinase A regulatory subunit binding. The transcript has 9 exons. NCBI's taxonomy places the organism in Eukaryota, Metazoa, Chordata, Aves, Apodiformes, Apodidae. The coding region runs from base 268 to 1584 and encodes 438 amino acids. The record is from RefSeq and is a predicted model, not a curated record. Gene Ontology annotation, cellular component: cytoplasm.